UCGUCUGGCAACGCUCGCCGCAAAAUGGCAAAAAAAUAAUACAUAUGACGAUUUAAAACUAAUGACAAUUACGUAUUACGUGAAAAGAACGCACCGCGAAUAAUUAAAAGCCAAUUGACAAGCUGCCUAGUUCAAUAGGGCCCCAGUCGGAAGAGAGCGUGUGUGUGUGAGUGCAAAUCUGCGGAAAAUACAGCCGUGCGAAAAGUGAUUCGAACGGGUUUCGUAUCCGAGCAUUUUGGGGCCUCCACCGAUCCGAUACCAUUUCCCAUCUACACACUUGCAAAAAACGACAGCGCCGUUGCCGCGCGCGAGAGCGAGAGGCAGGGAGCGACAAAGACGACGACAGGGAGCGGAGAGGAGAGAAGAGAGUUGGUCAGCUAGCAAGCAAGCGAGCGAGCGAGAGCGAGUGCGCUGACAAAGCCAGCCAGCCAGCGCAACACAGCAAACGGAACGGGCGAAAAUCGUAACGAAAUCCAACCAAAUAUACAAGUCCAAGUAGAAUUGCAAUCACAGGUUCCGGCGGCGGCUGUUUGGCAGACAAAGGCCAGCGAAACGUGUACCCGCAGCUAACUGCAAACAGGAAACAUUUCAGUGAGUUCGGUCGAGCUUUUGUUGUUUUCGUUCGGUUUUCGCAAGCGACAGAACGGGCGCUGAGUAAGCGCCAGAAAGAGUGCAAAAAAAAAAGGAAGCAAGGAGCAACGAACUGUGUUUGCGGUGUGUGCUCUGUGUGUGAAAGGCUCACCAGGAAGACUGAAGAAAUAAGAUUCCCAGCCGAAGAGCUGCGAUCCCAACAAAAGAAGGCGAGAGCGAUAGAGCGCCUACACAGUAGCAGCAAUAGCAGCAAAAGCCCCAUCGGCAUACAUAGCGACAUCCAAAGCCCAUCCUCCAGCGCGUCGAGAAGAGAGCGGAGCGCGGCGGCGGCGACAAGGAAGCUAACGCUAAUGAGGAUCUAUUGGCAGCAUGAGUACACUGGGGGAAGUAGGGGAGAGCGAAAUGCCAAGCCCAAAUUCACAGCGUUGGAUAUAAAUCGCAUGUACAAGAAUAGCCGUGGUGAGUCGAGUGAACCAUCUGCACAAAAGAAUCAAGUGCCACGUAAACAUGGAAUGCAAAUCUUGGGCAAAGUGCCGUCCGCUAGGCGACCACCAGCCAAUCUGCCAUCCCUGAAGGCCGAGACCAACACCAGUACCAACAACAAUCUCCUAGUCUCAGUCGAAGGAGCUACAUCGGGAGCAGCAGGCGCAGGCGGAGCAUCAGGAGCGGGCGCGGCUGGAUCUAAUACUAGCCACAACAACAGCACUGCCCACAGCGGAGGUUCAGGAGCGGGAGGAUCAGGGGGCGGAUCGGGAGCCGGCGGCGGAGGAGCUGCGUCUGCAACUGGUGGGCACCAUCAGCAACACCAGCAGCAGCACCAUCACCAUAGCCAGCAGCACCAUCACAACAACAACGUCGGCCUUGGCCCCAACUCCGGCAAGUUUGUGAACAGCAGCAACAGCAGUAGCAUCAACAACAACGCUAGCUCCGGCGGCGGCAAUAAAAACUUUAAACUAAUCAACAACUCCGGCGGCGGGGGAGGAGGAUCUUCAGGCGGCGGGUCGACAGUAGGAGGCGGAGGAGGAUCUGGGUCCGGCGGACACUCGGUCAACUCGCCCAAGACAUGGUCUGCCAUAACCACAGGACACGAGCGGGGCUCGGGGGGCCAGCACUUUGGUCGUCAGUCGCAGCAACAGCAAGUAGUGCCCCACUAUCAGAGUCCCCAAUUUCAGUACGAGUUCCCCACGCUGGACGGCACAGUUGGCAGCGGCGCCGGCGGCGGCGGAUCGGGUGCGGGUGUAGGAUCGGGAACUGGAGCGGGCAAGAGCCACUACCAGAACCAGUCGCACCACGCCAGCCAGCAAAACCACCACCACCACCACCAACAACACCAGCAUCCGCAGCACCACCAGGGGCAGCACCACCACCAACAGCAGCACCAGCACCAUCGGGACUACCACCAUGGCCACGGUCGCCAGUAUGGACACCACUCACAUCGGGAUUACAGAGAUGGCAGCGACGACGUCGGCGGCGGAGUCGGCGGGGAGAUGGGCGAACUGAGUCUUCGUCCACAGAACGACACGGCUGCAUGGCUGCAGCAACAAGAGAAGGCGGCCAAGGAAGCAGCGGCAGCGGCGGCGGACCAGGGGCUGAACCUACAGGGCCCGGGCCACCACCAGAUGGCGGGUAACGGAGGUGGCGCUGGCGGAGGCGGUGGAUCAAGCGGCGGAGCUGUGCCCCUUCCCAUCCUCUCUCUAAUGCCCUCGUUUAUGCGGAGCGGUGCUCCCUUGCCCGGUUCGGGCACGACAGCAGCCUCUAUAUUGGCCGGCGGCUCCUUGGACUCGACGGCGUUGCCGAGUGCUCCCUAUCAAAACGGGAUUCUAGGUGCACGAUCCGCCUCGCCGGCGGUAGUGGGCAGCGGUGGUUUUCGGGCAGCCGCUGCCAUUCCCAAGCGUCCACCGGCCGCUUCUUCGCCUCCACAAUCUGGACUUGGCAUUGGAGGCUCUCCCACUCCUCCGCAACAGCAGCAGCAGGCUAACGGCGGCGGUGGCGGUGGAGCUGGACGAAAGGACAAGGACUACGUGGUGGAACCUGAGGUGGCCCAAAUGCAGCGCCCCAUCAUCCGCGAGGAGGACCUUGAGCGCCUCAACGCCAUCGCUAAGGAUGACAGCUGGACCAAGCAGGACGACAUUGACUAUACGAAGAAACUAACAUUCUCGGACGACGAGUCCACUCCGGAGGAGCACCAGGCCCAGGGCAGCAAGCAGCACGCCUCCAGUGCCCAAUUGCAGUUGCAAGGUUCCUCCUCAGUAUUGGCUAGUAAUGAUCAACGCAAACUUCCUAGCUCCACCGCUGGCUCUAACUGGCAGCGUGGCAAGGAGAGCAGUGAGCGCGAACAGCCGCCAGAAGGUGGACAGGAUCAACAGCAGCAGCAACAACAGCAAGAUAUUCGGCAGCAGAACGGCCAUCGUGGCAGCUCCGGCAACGUAGGAGCGCCAGUGGCCGGUGGAAUUGCAUUGGAUGCCAGUGUAUACGAACGAGUGAAGCAACGCAAGGAGGAGGAAGACCGUCGUGAGAUGGAGCGCAAGCAGGCAGCAGCCAAAAAGCUGCAGGAGCUUGAGAUGAAGAUGAACAGCAAGAAGGCUGCGGCGGCAGCUCUUGCGGGAGCCGAAGGAGGAGUAUCCUCUUCGGCAUCAGCCUCGUCAUCCAUCGAGGCGCCACCACCGUCCGCGCCACUGGGAAAUGUCAGCGAAGACGAAGGCGGAGGCCCGCAUAGACGACCACGCGGCAGCAUCUCCAGCCUAAGCAGCGGUGUUACUCCCACAGGCACCGCUGGCGUCGGCGGAGUGUCGGCCUCCUCGUCGGCAGGCGGCGACUACGGUCAAAAGACCGUAUUCCUCACCCAUUUCCAAUCGAAUUUACCACCCCGUUUCCAGCGGCAGCAGCAGCAACAACAGCAACAGCAGCAGCAGCAGCUGCCGCGCCUAGAGAAGAGCGCCUCGGCCAGCAGCGCCUUUGAUAGCAAUUCUCGAUACCUACAGAAGGGCGGCGUAAGUGGUGGCGGAGGAGCGCCUGGAGGAGCAUCGGCCAACAGCGGCCAGGGACGCACCAUCUCUGGUGGCUAUGCGCAACGUGGCGGCAGCGUUGGUGGAAGCGGCAGCAGUUACGGACGCAAUCGGCACGACAGUGCCAGUGCUCGAGAGGAACAGGAGUUGGAGCAACAGCAACGAUUUACCCGCGGACAGGAAUACCGUCAGGCGCAGGCACUGCCACGAAGCAUCUCCGAAAACUCGCACCGCAAGACAAGCGUCUCGUCGGCCGGUGACGAAUUUGUUGGCGCGAUGGGUCCCGGAUCGGGCUCUUGUUCAUCGUGGGCGGAACAGACAGAUGCCGAGCAGAAGGUUCACCAUCGACACCGCGAGGAGAGCUUCUCCUCGACCCACAGCCACGACUCGGCGGUUCAAAUCAAGAUCCUGCAGCGGCCGGCCAGACAACCGAGCCUCAGCGAGGAGUCCUCAGCGCAGCAAAAGCAACUGCCAGCUUCGCCACAGCAACAAAAAUCACUGCCGGCGGAGCCCAUGCCCACGCAGAUUCUGCGGCGAAGCGUUGAGAUCGAGAAGCCCGCCGAUGAUAAGCAGGACGAAAAGUCAUCGCUAGAAACGGACGACAAAGUAAAGGCGGCCUCAAGCGGCGUCAAGGUGGAGGAGGAGAAAUCCGGAAAUAAGCGCCCCAGUCCCAGAAGCGCAGCUGCAGGCACAGGAGGAGGUCGUGGCGGACGCAGCUAUGGCGGCAGCGGCAGUGGCGGAUCAGCCGCUGGAUCCGUCGGAUCGGGCAGUAGCUAUCGUGGCCAGAGAAGCUCCAGUGACUGGAGCAGCAGUCGUGGUAGCGGUGGUAGACGCUACUACGGCAGCGGCGGGGAGCAAUCUGAGCACUCUGAGGACGUGGACGAAGAGUGCUACAGCAGCGGAGGUGGUGGAGCAGGAGCGGGAGGAGCAGCACGUCGCAGCCCCAAGGAAUCUGGAAGCAGUGCUCCUGGUGCUGGGCAGGCGGCGGCAAACAAGGCUGGCUUCUCGCCCCGCGGUGAACCUUCACGACGCGGACGCGGUGGUCUGUCGAGCGGUGCAGGAUCCGCCCCCGGUUACCGCCGACAACCCGUUGGCACUGGUCCCACCGGAGGUUCGGGAGGAGCAGGAGGAGCGACACGAAGCUACGGCAGGCUCGGCUACGAGGAAUAUGGCAAGCAACGCACCUCAGAGUCAGAGGGGGACCUGGACAAGACCAAGCAGAAUCAGCUGGCACUGAGCGCCGGCCUGCACAAACCCAACAAGGACGACAAGGAUGGGUCUGCCCUCAGCGGCGAGGAGAAGGACAAGACUGCCACCAUGGCCACCGGCCACAACACUGCCCUGCUGGUCAAGGACGAGGCGCAGAAGGACUCGCCGGCCCGCCUACCGCCCGGUCUUUCGUCAGCGGUCACAGCUGGAUCCGCAUCUGCCACAUCAAAUUCAGUCGGAGCCCUUUCCGGUUCGGCGGACAAGAAGAAGAACGACUCCUGCUCUGUGGUUGGCGGCGAGAAGGCGGCUAGCGGUAAGUUGCCUGCCAUUGGUGAGAAGACACCUCUUGGUGCCGUGGGAUCGGGUCCGUCGUCCAAUCUUUUGCUUGAAGCUGGCGCCCCCGUCAACACGAUAAUCUUUGAGAACUCCACGUACAAGCAGCAGCAGGCGGCGGCCGCUGCCGUGGUGGCCAAGCCUACCGGACCGCUCACUGUAUCAAGCGCCGGUGGCAGUAGCAGCGGAGCCGGAGGAGUAGUAUCAGGUAGCGCGACUAACACUGUGGAAAGCCUGUCCAGCGCCCUCUCCCAGAUGACCUUCGGUGGUAAGCCGACUGGUGCCGGCGAAGACUCUCAGGACAUGAAACUGGGCUUCAGCUUUGGCGACGAUCCAACCGCGCCACUCAAGGUGGACGCAAUGGAAAAGACGCCCAGCCAGCAACAGCAACAGCAGCAACACUCUCAGCAGCAACAGCAGCAAAACAACUCGACGGCGGAUCUCAACAUGAAGAUAGCCAGCGUGAAGAAGGUGUGGGAAUCGGCCACGCCAAUGUCGGAGGGCCCCUCACCGGCACAGGUGCAACAGCAGCAGCAGCAGCCCCAACAGCAACAGCAGUCACAGGUGCAAGUGGGCUCCCAGCAGCAACAGCAACAACAGCAGGUCGUGGGCCAGCAGCAGGCUGGCGACGACGGCGGUGGCCACAUGAGCGCAGCUUCCUUCGUGGCCGCUGCAGUGGCCGCCUCGCAGCACCAGCAGCAGCAACAGCAGCAGCACCAGCAGAUGCCCCACUACGCGGUUUCGGCGGUGCACAUGCAGAGCCACCAUCACCAGCAGCAGGCGGCGGCAGCGGUGGCAGCGGCGCAGGCGCAGCACCACCAGCAGCAGCAGGCGCACCAUCAGCACCAUGCGCUUUCUUCGCCAGGCCCGGUGCCCGGCGGACAUAGCCAUGGCUACGGCCAUGGUUCGCCCUUCGAUGCGGGCUCCCUGGAGCAGCAGUUCCAGCAGGAGGAUUAUCCCAGUCCUCAACAGCAGCAGGCACACCAGAAAGCCAAGCAGCUGCAACAGCAGCAGCAACAGCAUCUGGGCAUGUCGCCACCGCCUAGCCAACAACAGCAGCACUCGCAGCAGCAGGCACACCAACAGCAGCUGCAGGCCCAUCAACAGCAGCAACCGCCGUCGUUCUACCAGGCGUCACCACAGUUCGGCGUCGGAGGCAUUCCCACGAUCCCCAGCCCGCCGGCUGCGGUGUUCAACUCGUCACAGAUGGCGCCGCCGCCACCGGCGCAGGGCGUCAACCUGUACGCUCCAUUCCAUUCGCUCGAUCAUUCGAGCCGCUCGCCCGCUUACUCGGCGGCGGCGGCCGCCCACAGCUUCCCGGGCCACUAUGCGGCCGCAGCGGCUGCGGCGGCAGCAGCCGCAGGCGGCGGACCCUUCAACGUCAACGUGAAUGCAUACGCAAUGCAGACGCCGCACGGUGGUAACCUGCCGCCCACAGCGCCCGCCCCGGACAUGUACUCAAACCUCUCGUCACAGUUCCGUCUGGGCGGUGGACCCGGGCCGGGACCCGGUCCCUUCGGACAGCCCAGUUCACAGCAGCUGAGCAACCCAAGCAACCAUGCGGCAGUAGCUAUCAUCUCGUCCAGCAGCAGCUCCAUGAUGUCAUCGGGCGCGGCCAAGCCGCCGCCCAGCCAGCAGCCCAUUGGGGCCAUAGGCUCAAAGUCGGCGGGCAGUGGUGGUGGUCCGGGACCAGGACCUGGCCCUGGACCCGGUCCGGGAUCCGGUCCCUACACCGCUCAGCAGUACAUGAAUCUUUACGCGGGACCACCACCGCAGCAUCCUGGUCAGGGCGGUCCGCCACCCGGCGCCCACCAGUUACAGUCGAACAGCUAUUACUCGAAUUCGGCGCCCGGUGGACCCAGCGGACCCCAGUUCUACGGCGGACCUCCACCUCAAGGCAAUGGAGGAGCUCAAAGCUACGGUCUAGCAACAGCGGCCGGCAUGUACGGGGGCCAUCAAGGUGGACCACCAGGCUCCAACGGACCGCCUGGACCGCCACAGUCGCAGCACACGAUGGGCACCUUCAACACUCAGUUUAUGAACUCGCAACUACUGACGGCGGCCAACAUCAACCAGUACCGUGGCGGACCAACGCCAGGAGCGGCAUAUCUCAAGGGCAGCCAGGGCCAAGGACACAUGCAAGACUCGAUGGGCCGUCAGCUAAAGAGCCCCCUGAGCGCCGACAUGAGCCUCGGACUGGCUAAGCAGGUGCAGUCGCAGCCCAGUCCACCGCACCAUAAGAACUACGGGGCCUGGGAUCUGCAAAACCAAGUGCUACAACAGCAGCAGCAGCAAUCUCAGCAGCAGCAGCAACAGCAGCGGCAAGGCGGUGGAGGCGGCGGCGGCAACGGCAAUAUGAGUGCCCUUGGCGGCCGUGGAAGCGGUGCCGUGGGCAGCGGUAGCGGUAAUGGAGGUGGCGGAGGUUCCCAGGUGGGCGGCAAUGGUGGCGGUGGCAACGGUGUCGGCAGCGUGGGCCAGAGUGGCGGCGGCCAGGGGCGAUAUCCCACGCCCAUUCAGAGGCCCAACAACUACCCGCAACAUCCGCAGCAGCAGCAACAGCAGCAGCAGCAUCAACAGCGGGAUCAGGCAGCGGCAGCUGUAGCAGCAGCGGCGGCGGCACAGCAGCGUGUGCAAAACAUGCGCCAGGUGACUGGCGGCGGUGGCGCCGGUGGAGGAGGUGGCGUUGCCGGCAGUGCCGGUGGCGGUAGCCAAACACCGGUCGGACCGCCUGGCGGUAACAAUGGCGGCAACGGUGGACCAGGUGGUGCCGGAGGCGGUGGAGCUGGCGGUUCGGCGGGCUCAGGCCCCGGCAAGCCCUACUAUGCGAACAACGCCACCGGAGCCGGCGGCGGAGCCAAUCGAGGAGAGUGGCACGCAAAUUGAGUGCUUAUUGGACACGCUCACCUCCCGAGCCACCCAAGCCAGCCACCAGUACCACAGCCACCCACUAGCAGCCUCCAUACGGACACGGACACACACAGGCGAAUAUGGAGGGACAUGGAGGAGUAGCAGACGAACGGAUGAGCUGGAAGGGGAUCGAAGCCAGGAGGAGAACUAGCGAAAGCGCAAGCAAUAGAAUCGGAUCGAAAAUGAUUAUAAAAAGGAUAAGAAAGAUGAGAACGGAGAGUCCUAUCGAAGAGAACCAGAAUCGAGAGAGGAGAACGAGGGGAUGCGAGUGAGUGAGUGAUUAAGGGGAAUCCCCAUCACACCACAAACGGCAAGAGAGCAAGAACAACAAGAGCAACAUUAAGAGCGACACCCAGAGCAAGUCUCCCGAAAAACAUAAACAAGUAGUAGCGAACAUAACCGCCAAGGCAAAUGUCGAAAGUGAGAAGAAGAAACUAGUUAAAACAAGGCAAGCGAGUAAGGAAAUAAUAAUUGCAACAAGAAAUAUUUAAAACAAAACACAAAAAAAGCAAACACAACACCACACACACACCACACACAACCACGUGCAUAAAAUCUUCAUACAUAUAAUACAUACAUACUUACAUAAAAUAGCAGAGUGUAUUUUUUGUCAAACAA
Messenger RNA from Drosophila serrata, 8663 nucleotides. RefSeq names its product no circadian temperature entrainment (gene nocte). Lineage: Eukaryota; Metazoa; Arthropoda; Insecta; Diptera; Drosophilidae. The record is from RefSeq and is a predicted model, not a curated record. Gene Ontology annotation, biological process: cell differentiation.